ACAUUUCGAAAUAUAUAGACAAAGGGAUGUAAAAGCAGUAUUAAACAUGUCUUAUCUUCAGGGAGAAAUAAGACUUGCUAAUGCUCGGUUAUGGCAUCAAAUAUCAGCGAAGGACUGUAUUUUAGGAAGACUUGCAAGUACUUUAGCUUGUCUUCUUAUGGGGAAACAUAAACCUAUUUAUCAUCCGGCAGCGGACGUAGGGGAUUAUGUUAUUGUUACGAAUUGCGCAUUACUUCGACUUGAUGAGCGUAAGUUAAAUCGUACAUAUGUACGACAUAGUGGUCGACCGGGAGGGUUAAAAAAAAGGACGAUGAAAGAAUGGAUAGAACGUGAAGGGGCUAGUAUUGUUUUACGACAAGCGGUUUCAGGAAUGCUUCCAAAGAACCGACUUCGAGAUCGUCGUCUUAAUCGACUAAAAUGUUUUGAAGGAGAAAAUCAUCCUUAUUAUAAAAAUAUACAAAGAGUUUGGACGAAUUCAGGGGAAUGGAUAUCAGCACCGAUUUAAAUAAUGAAAAUAAAUUUAAAAGUAUUUAUAAGUCUGUUUGUUUAAG
This is a messenger RNA of Pneumocystis carinii B80, 551 nucleotides long. Its product is annotated as ribosomal protein L13. NCBI's taxonomy places the organism in Eukaryota, Fungi, Ascomycota, Pneumocystomycetes, Pneumocystales, Pneumocystaceae. Gene Ontology annotation, cellular component: mitochondrial large ribosomal subunit; ribosome. The coding region runs from base 47 to 505 and encodes 152 amino acids. The record is from RefSeq and is a predicted model, not a curated record. The transcript has 2 exons. Gene Ontology annotation, biological process: negative regulation of translation; translation. Gene Ontology annotation, molecular function: mRNA binding; structural constituent of ribosome.